CCGGAAGUUACGCGGCCGAGGCGCUCUCUUCGCUUUGGUUGGAAUUUGUAAACUCACGUCAUCCUUCUCCUUCCACAUCCAGUACAAUAAAUCUUAUGCUCCUCAAUGUUCCCGCUCAGAUCUCUGCAACUCCACGAACCUACUUUACUCUCUACCAUCUCCUCUUCAUCACUGGUGUUCGCUGGUAAAUGACGAGUGUUAAUUUUCUUUCAUCUGUUCUGAUUUUAAAGGCGAGGCAUCAGGGAAGAUAGUGAUAAAGUUCUUACCGGGUACAUGAACAUACGGCCACUAUGGCUUAAUCACAAAUUUGACCGUGCAUGGUAGCUUGGAUGAUAGACAUUCACCAUGCCAGGAUCACGUCAAAGGCCAUACUUAAAGCCGGCUGUAUACAUUAGUAUGAUGGUUUCAUUGGUCAGCGUAUAUCUAGUUGGCGCCUACGUUUAUUCGCCAAAAAGCUCUCUGCUUUGUUAUAUAUUUUCUAGUGGUUGUCUCAAUGGUGCAUUUGAACAGCACCGGCCCACUGCUCAGCGGGAAUUAACAGAUGAAGAGACUGCAGCUCGGGUUGUAAUCAAGGAAAUUUUGAAGAGACCUCUAGCUCAGUCUAAGAAUCCGAAAAUUGCUUUUAUGUUUUUGACUCCAGGUCCACUACCUUUUGAGAAGCUCUGGCAUAAAUUUUUUGCUGGUCAUGACGACAGAUUUUCUCUAUAUGUGCAUGCAUCUAGAGACAAACCAACAUACACGAGCCCCUAUUUUGUAGGUCAUGCCAUUCGCAGCGAAAAGGUAGCCUGGGGAGAAAUUUCUAUGGUUGAUGCAGAGAAGAGACUUUUGGCAAAUGCACUUCUAGACCCAGAUAAUCGGCACUUUGUUCUGUUAUCUGAAAGUUGUGUACCCCUUCACGACUUUGAGUAUGUUUAUAACUAUUUGAUAUUUACAAAUGUCAGCUAUAUUGAUUGUUUUAUAGAUCAGGGUCCCCACGGAAAUGGCAGGUAUUCAGAGCGCAUGGCACCUGAAAUUGAAAAGAAAGACUUCCGUAAAGGUUCUCAGUGGUUUUCCAUGAAGCGACAACAUGCUAUUAUUAUAAUGGCCGACAGUCUUUACUUUACAAAAUUCAAGCGUUACUGCAAGCGAACCAAGGACGGCCCCAACUGCUAUGCUGAUGAGCACUAUUUUCCAACCCUUUUCAACAUGAUCGACCCCGGUGGAAUUGCAAAUUGGUCGGUAACAUAUGUUGAUUGGUCUGAGGGAAAGUGGCAUCCAAGAUCGUAUAGGAAUCAAGAUGUCACCUAUGAACUCCUGAAGAACCUUACCUCGUUUGACGAAAGUGUCCACAUUACGAGUACUACUCCGAGGAGGGUGAUACUCAAGGCCUGCCUUUGGAACGGAGUGAGAAGACCAUGUCAUCUAUUUGCCAGGAAGUUUUAUCCAGAAACUCUCGGAAGACUGUUGCAUCUUUUCUCCAAUUACACGGCUGUUUAGGCUGUUAGAGGUAGAUUUUUGACAUGGAGCCGCCCGAGUUGGCAGCUUGUCAUUGGUUGUUCUGAUUCGUCUUCUCAACCUUACUUCAUUACAUCGAAUAAUUUUUUCAAUUAGUCUAAUCUCGUUAGAGGUAUGUGAGAAAUUUAAGCUCUUGUUAACGGGUUCAGACAAGACAACACACUUUUUUAUUUUAUUUUAUUUUAAUAUUUUUUAUUUUUUGAGAUAGAGCCUCGAGAAUGGAAGAAUUCAACCUUCUAGUUCUUGCAAUGCAGAUAGAAGUCGAUCAGAGAGGAUAUCUGCUUCUUGUAUUAUUUAUUUCUGUACUAUCAAAUAUUGUUGUUAUUAUCUUUGCUUUUUUUUUUUUUUAAAUUAUUUAGUUGUCAUUUAAUUUAAAGAGAUGGAUUCAUCGACUGUAGAAUAAGAUGAACUCUUUGAACUGAGCUUGCAGCUAUUUGUAGCUUUG
Momordica charantia (bitter melon) is the source of this 1939-nucleotide messenger RNA. The record is from RefSeq and is a predicted model, not a curated record. Lineage: Eukaryota; Viridiplantae; Streptophyta; Magnoliopsida; Cucurbitales; Cucurbitaceae.